Morchella importuna is the source of this 522-nucleotide messenger RNA. RefSeq lists its product as uncharacterized. The transcript has 5 exons. The record is from RefSeq and is a predicted model, not a curated record. NCBI's taxonomy places the organism in Eukaryota, Fungi, Ascomycota, Pezizomycetes, Pezizales, Morchellaceae. The coding region runs from base 1 to 522 and encodes 173 amino acids.
AUGUCCUUCCAAGAUAAAGCCCAACAUCUUGUUUCCCAGCUCGACAAAGAGCUUUCCAAAUAUCCAGCUUUGAACAAUCUAGAGAGUCAAACUGGUGUUCCUAAGGUUUACGUUAUUGGUGGAUUGGGAUUCGUUUACUUCUUCCUCAUUUUCAUCAACUACGGAGGUCAAUUCUUGACGAACUUGGCUGGAUUCCUCAUUCCUGGCUACUAUUCACUUAACGCUCUCUUUACUACAACUAAAGUUGACGAUACCCAAUGGCUCACUUACUGGGUUGUUUUCGCCUUUUUCAACGUUCUUGAAUCUGCGUUUUCUGUCACAUACUGGCUCCCAUUUUACUUCGUUUUCAAGUUCGGCUUGAUCAUGUGGCUGGGAUUGCCCCAGUUCAGCGGUGCCCAGGUCGUUUUCCGCUCUUUCCUUCUUCCCGUUUUUUCGAGGAGAUUCGCUGGAUCCAACACCAACCCUGCAUCAGCCAACCUUCGCGCGAAGGCCGACGCCGCUGGCCUUGACAAGUCUUUGUAA